Molecule: messenger RNA, 2079 nt
Organism: Ostrinia furnacalis (Asian corn borer)
Lineage: Eukaryota; Metazoa; Arthropoda; Insecta; Lepidoptera; Crambidae
Exons: 1
Coding region: 78-2015 (645 amino acids)
Biological process (GO): transcription initiation at RNA polymerase III promoter
Cellular component (GO): transcription factor TFIIIC complex
Molecular function (GO): histone acetyltransferase activity
Source: RefSeq, a predicted model, not a curated record
UCUAUGCUUCGGCACGUGUUGUUUUUGUUUGUAAUUUUGUAAAAAAUCUGAAACUUUUGUAGAAACCCUCGGCAAAAAUGCUACGAUCGUAUAGCGAAAUAUCCAGAAGUUCUAUAUUUAUAAACAGAAUCGAAGACAUUUCAUUAGCAUGGUGCAGCUCUCACCUCGGAGCUCGUAUUGAUAGUGGUAUUCAUUUUUAUGAAUUUUCGGGAAAUCUCAACUGUCUGGACAAACGACUCGACUUCAAUGAAAGUUUUCUCAAAACUCCUACAUCCAGUCCCAGUUCGACAUUAUUAACGAAAAAAGCAAUCGGUACUCGACUGAAGAACAGAGAAUUGGCGGAAAUGAUUACAGAUACAGCAUUAUGGCCACAUAGUGAGUAUCUUGUCAAAGAAAUGAGCACGGUUGUUACUUUUCAAUGGUCCCCAAGAGAACUACUAGGAAAUAACGAAUGCAUUUUAGCUGUUCUUAAUAACAUUGGUGGUGUUGAGCUAUUCAGAAGUUCAAGGAACAUGUGGAUAAAUGUAAUAAGCCUGACAGACUUGGUACAUGAUCACGUUAAUUUGAAUAGUGCACAAAAUGAUUUUAAAGAAUUAAAAGAGGCUGCAUACAGCUUAGAGUCCAGCUCCAUUUGUUGGCCACCUACUUGCAAAGAAGGAAAGUCGUAUUUUGUUACUGGACAAAAAAAUGGCACAAUUUUAUUUUGGGUGGUUGAAAGCACAAACAAGAGCACCACAACAAGAUUUUUUGGGAAAAUUGAUACAGAUUUAGGUGAGACUGUAUCUUUAUUAUGGAUACCUAAAUCGGAGGCACAUUUCUUACUUGUUGCCACAAAUUUAUUUGGGCUAGUUGCAUGCUUUGAAUGCCAAAUUAAUGGAGAAAGUUUGGUUUUGAAAAACACUCUCAUGCUAUGGAACCAUUCGGAUAAAAUGCUUGUGCAACACAUACAAUACGAAAAAGUUGAAAAUAAGUUGUUACUUAUAUUUAACAAAUACAGACAUUUGGUUCUACAGCUACUUGAUGAGAACUCAAAGAAUGUAUCACAAGAAAUAAGCUACAUCAACGAUUAUCUAAUAUCGCAUAUAAUAACGAGAGAUAAUGAAGUUUAUGUCAGUACAGUGAAUUUAAGAUGCUAUAAAAUCAAUUAUAGCAUAAAAGGCAAUACAUUAAAAAUUUAUAACCAUGAUAUGGUUGAAUUUAAAGAGCUCAGUCCAACAUGUGAAUUGUGCAGUGUGAAUUUUUCAGAUAAUAAUGUCUUAUGUGCCUUAGCUGUGAUUGAUCGCAAAAUUCUGCACAGAAAGGAACGUUUGAAAGCAGAAAUCAUCUUCCUGCAAGUUUUACCUGACAAUGCAGAGGUGGAUAUCUUAUUGAACAAUCCCACGAAACAAAUCACAAAUUACUGGGACUGUAUUGAACUGAUACGUUACAAAAUAGUGAAAACAAAAAGUUUGCCCCAGAUAGACUAUGAUAGUUUAUUAUCACAGGGGGACUCUGACAUUUAUAAAUUGAAAGUCUAUCUAGUAAUUUUGACAAUUUAUAAAAGUUUGCAAACCAGUAUCAAAAUAGUGCAACACCCCUUACCAGAAAAUUCAACAGAGGUGGUUAAAGAUAAGAUAUUAGCGAUGAAUGCCAAAUCAAAUAUUGCUAAAAUAUCUAAUAAACAGUCCAAGAAUGACUUGAGUGAUUUAGAAAAGGAAAGUUAUGCAGGAUCUAAAAAGUAUUUAAAUUAUUACAGCAAGAAGUACAAGGUACCAAUGAACAAAAUCAUGCCAGGCGGUAUCUCAGAUGUAGCUACUCAAAAUUACUGCUACACUUGCCAAAAUUGUGAUGAAGAGAUUAUUGACUUUUCAUGCAAAAACGGACACUUGAAUAUGUUUUGUAUGUUUACAUUCACACCAAUAGAAAGUAUAGACUACCUUUCAUGUCAUAAUUGUAACGCAGUUGCUAGAAUGGAAUUAUUAGAACAUAAACCUUACUGUUUAUUCUGCGAUACUUAUUUAAAAGACUCACAAUAAUUACCUCUGUACAAACAAAUUAAAUCUUAACAUCAGUGUGUAAAUAAACGUAAUUUCAAACGUA